AUUCUAUUCAUGUUACUCCUUAAAUCUGUUCGCACAACGUGCCUUGCUCCUCUAUUAACGCAAAUCUCACGACGAACAAUCAGCACAACAAUGGCGAAGCAGGCAAGACAUCGUUUUGCGCCGCUAGGCCAAAAAGCCAACGCAGAAGCCGGCCAGAUGCAACUUCAAGGCAUUAUAUUCGACAUGGAUGGCACAUUAUGCAUGCCUCAAAAUCACAUGUUCAAGUUGAUGAGGGAUUCCGUUUCCAUCCCCGCCGAUCAGGACAUCCUCGACUACAUCCACAGCCUACCGCCGCGAGAGCAAGACGAGGCAUUCGACAAGAUCAAGGCGAUUGAAAGCCAGGCGAUGGCGGAGCAGGUUCCGCAGGCGGGUUUGGUCUCGCUGAUGGAGUUUCUCGAUCGCGAGGGCGUGAAGAAGGGGAUUUGCACGCGGAAUUUCGACGCACCCGUCACGCAUCUCCUGCAAAAUCACAUCCCGAGCCACAUCAACCCCUUCUCCCCGAUCGUAACUCGCGACUUUCGCCCGCCGAAGCCCAGCCCGGCAGCUCUGUGGCACAUUGCUCGCGCGUGGGGAUUAGAUGCCGACGAGAAACAACGCUCGGCUGGCGAGAGGAAAGAUCUCUUACCGUUGGUUAUGGUUGGCGAUUCGAUUGACGACAUCACGGCUGGCCAUGCGGCUGGUGCUCUGACUGUUUUGCUCCGGAGUAGCGGGAAGGAAGAGCUUGAGGAGCGGGCGGAUGUUGCGAUUGAUCGGCUUGAUGAGUUGAUCGGUCUGCUGAAGCAGGGACUGACGUCUCAAAGAUCGUGAAUGACAUUCAUACGAUGAUAGAUGUACAGACAGAGUUUCAAUCCACUGGCCUACGCCCUCGCACUCUGCUGCAGCAUAUAAAUCCGUCUUCAUCUCCUUGCAUUCAAUGCAUUCCAGAAG
Molecule: messenger RNA, 927 nt
Organism: Neohortaea acidophila
Lineage: Eukaryota; Fungi; Ascomycota; Dothideomycetes; Mycosphaerellales; Teratosphaeriaceae
Product: phosphoglycolate phosphatase-like protein
Exons: 4
Coding region: 10-807 (265 amino acids)
Source: RefSeq, a predicted model, not a curated record